Molecule: messenger RNA, 1334 nt
Organism: Carlito syrichta (Philippine tarsier)
Lineage: Eukaryota; Metazoa; Chordata; Mammalia; Primates; Tarsiidae
Product: dnaJ homolog subfamily C member 9
Exons: 1
Coding region: 1-783 (260 amino acids)
Cellular component (GO): nucleus; cytoplasm
Molecular function (GO): heat shock protein binding
Source: RefSeq, a predicted model, not a curated record
AUGGGGCUGCUGGAGCUGUGCGAGGAAGUGUUCGGCACCGCCGACCUUUACCGGGUGCUGGGCGUGCGGCGCGAGGCCUCAGACGGCGAGGUCCGACGCGGCUACCACAAGGUGUCCCUGCGGGUGCACCCGGACCGGGUGAGCGACGGCGACAAGGAGGACGCCACCCGCCGCUUCCAGAUCCUGGGGAGAGUCUAUUCCGUCCUGAGUGACCAAGAGCAGAGAGCGGUGUACGAUGAGCAGGGCGCUGUGGACGAGGACUCUGCUGCGCUCGCCCAAGACCGGGACUGGGAGGCGUACUGGAGGUUACUCUUCAAAAAGAUCUCUCUAGAAGACAUUCAAGCAUUUGAAAAGACGUACAAAGGCUCUGAAGAAGAGCUGACUGACAUUAAACAGGCGUAUCUGGACUUCAAGGGGGACAUGGAUCAGAUCAUGGAGUCUGUGCUUUGUGUGCAGUACACAGAGGAACCCAGGAUAAGGGAUAUCAUUCAGCAAGCUAUUGAUGCCAGAGAAGUCCCAUCCUAUAAUGCCUUUGUCAAAGAGUCGAAACAAAAGAUGAAUGCAAGGAAAAGGAGGGCUGAGCAAGAAGCUAAAGAAGCAGAAAAAAGCAGGAAAGAGUUGGGGCUUGAUGAAGGAGUGGAUAACUUGAAAGCUGUCAUUCAGAGCAGACAAAAGGAUCGGCAAAAGGAAAUGGACAAUUUUCUGGCUCAGAUGGAAGCAAAAUACUGCAAACCUUCCAAAGGAGGAGGGAAAAAAACGACUCUCAAGAAAGGAAAGAAAUAAUGGAAUUUUCCUCUUCAAAGGUCCUUAGGUGUUCAUUGAUGCCAUGGUGGCAAGGUGCAGUCAAGAUUUGAAGGCAAAAGUCAACCCAACCCUUGAGAGAAACUGUCUUUCCAGCCUAAAUUUUUCAGAUCGACUAAAAAGCAAGUGGAAUCUCUCAGUGUGGUAUUAGUAUUUCCUAGAAGUCACCUGACAUCAUAGGAGGUCUUGAAGGAAUUUGGUGGGGAUAGUUAGGAGGGCAGAGGGAGUAUACUUCCUGACAGCACUUGCUUCUGUGGUUCUUCUGUAUGCAGAACUCUUAUCUAGAAAGUGGGUCUGUUCAUACAGCUUUUUGUGAUGUGCAGGUCUAUUAGAAUGGACAUUCUACCUAGCUAGAGCACCUUGAAAGCACUAGCUUAACAGCUGUCUUCCAAAUACUUGCCAGUUUAUACCUGGUCUUAAUGAUCUUGAAUACACCCUCUCUUUGUUUUACUCGGCCAGGUUUUGUACUUUUCAGGUGUUCAUAAUUCAAGCAUUUUUCUAAGACUUGUAUAUGAUUAAAUAAACAAGUAAGA